AUACAUUGUUAGUUAUAUACAAUAAUUCUUAUGAAUAUAAGCACAGAUGUUAUCAAGAUAGGGUUUAUCUAAUAGGCAUAAUUGAAUAAUGGGUUCCAUGAUUCGUACCUACUGGCCGAGCUUUGCAGUUCCGAAAUGUUUGAUUGAAAAGUUUGCAGUUUACUUAUGUGGGUCUUUUUGGUUGCCCAGUAUAUCUGUGAAGCGUCCAAAUCGACUUAAGUAUGUAAGUAUAUUUAUUCAAUUUCUAUCUAAGUUUUAAUUACGAACAUCUUGAAAGGAUUGAAUAUAAUGGUCGUAGUCUCAGGUUUGGAGUUUUUGUUUUGUUCUUGAUAUGUGGGUGUCAAUCUUCUGUGUCUAAGGUGAGUCUAAGAUAUUGAACUUUAUCUGUUUGAGGAAUUUAGACAUUGUCGAACUACAUGAACAUUUUAUUAUUAGAAAAAAAAAGUCUAUUCUGAAAUUUAUUAAUUCAUAUGUAUGAUUGAUUAGCAAAGAGGUGGAUAUAUAUUUUUAAAUGAAUAAAGAAGACAAAUGAGGAAUAUUAAGGAAUCCUGAAACGAGGUUGGAACCAAUGGUACGAGUUUCUUCUCAUGUAAUUACAUUUCGAUACGCACACGCAUUACGCAUUAUUUUACAAUAUAACUGUGAUUUUCUAUUUACAGUAAAUUGUCCAGUUAUUUCGAAUUUAGCUGCAUGAUCGACAGCUUACAAAUUUAUGGUUGUUCAUUUAUAAGUAAGUUUUAUUAUCAUUAGUGUUAUUCUAUGAUAUCAAAAAUAUUUAUUUUAUAAGACGAAAUCCAUACGUGUCUGUUAAACUAGAUAAAACGAAAGCUUCAUCCGUUCAACUAAUAAAACAUUUCUGUUAUCGAGGCUGAUGAGAACCCAUACCAGAACGGAUGGUACGAACGAUACUUCCUGACCGAAGCCAGACUUCACGGUCAUGGUCUCCUGAGGUUGCAGAUAUCAUCGGAUUGAUCCUGGCUGGAUCAGUACACGCUAUCAACAGCUCGGCAGAGGGCAGCCUCCAUUAUGCUCAUGUUCGCCGAAGGGCUUCCCAUUGGAGAAGGAGUUGCGGUGGAGAGGAAUGUUCUGGCCAUUGUUUGCAGCGGAAUGCUCCAUGCUUAUCCCUAAGGGGAAGACUCUGCGGCUUCCUAUUUAAAUGAAUACGCUCCGAGUUACCGGACUGGCUUUCUAAAUAAUACUCCACGGUUGUUCGAUUCGCAAGCAUCAUCCUUUCGGAAUACCUGUUUUCGCACAAUACUUUAUUAUAAGUGUUAAAAUAUAAGUAUUUAAAUAUCUUAAAAUUAAUGAUAUUUAUUAAAACCCACAAGUUUUGAUAAUACAUCACAUAAAAAAAAAAAUGUUAUGCAUUUUGAACAAG
Molecule: messenger RNA, 1378 nt
Organism: Nezara viridula (southern green stink bug)
Lineage: Eukaryota; Metazoa; Arthropoda; Insecta; Hemiptera; Pentatomidae
Source: the annotation of a GenBank genome assembly